UGAUAGCUUGGCGACCUCUCCAGGGUUUAGUCACUCCUGCCAUCCACGUUCCAACACUAGAAUAAGCAGGUACAGAAAAUGGAUGUGUGUAUCGUGCAUAUCUCAAGGCACACAGUACAAUUCAAUCCAGUGUGUUGUAGUCCAAUUACAACAAAACCAUUACAUGAUACACACUUGCUCCUUUUCUAAUAACUGUGUUCAUAUAAAACAGUUCAUGAAAAGAACUGCUUGUGGAAAACAGUCAAGAGAGAAAAGUGCAGGUUGGAACCCAGUGCAGAUGUCCCCCAGCAGCCUAUGGCAGCUUAGCUACAGGGAUGGAUAAAGGUCACCAAGCCAGACCCAACUGUAAGUUGUAUCAACAAGGAAAGCUCAAAGUCUGAUCUUAGAGGUAGAGAGGAUGUCUUAUUCCUGAAGCCCAAGUAGGAGCUGGUUUCAUGAGGAGGAUCUGAAAGUCAUUCAGCUGGGAGAGCUUGUUAUAAAUCAGAACUGGAGUGGUGGUGGUAUGGAGCUGUGUGGCUGAUCCAGGUGUGGAAGUGAUGGAGGGGCUGAUGCUGAUCAAUGGCUGGUGAUCGGAUAUGUCUGUGUUUGGAGGCCGUUCCUGGGCAACCGUACCUGCAGAUAGAAGUGUAGGUUACCUGUAAGCUGAGACCUUAUAACAGUUGUCAGACUGUGGGACUGGACUCAAAUGCUGUUUCAUCAGUGAAGCAACAGAACUAGAGACAACCAAGAAAACACCACCCUGCUCAUACAAACCUCAACAGAGAAAAGAGAAACACUAGACCAGAGGAUGGCUUUAGCCAGUGGUCACUGGAUUGAGAAAGAAGUGACGGGAGAAGCCCCGAGUCCCAGACAUGGUCACGCUUUGACUGUAGCAGGAAAUGUUGCCUUUCUAUUUGGAGGAGCAUGUACCAUCAACCAAGAGGACAGUCCUGUUUACUUCAGUGACUUCUUCAUGCUAACAGUUACUCCUGAUGACAUGACAUGGGAGGAGAUUCCUCAGAGUGGAGAAGUACCAUCUGCCAGAGAAGGACACACACUCUGUGUUGUGAAAGGGAAGCUGUAUCUGUUUGGAGGAGCUUCCAGCCCUGAAGCCACUGAAUGUCUUCCAGGGGUCUAUAGCUUUGACAUUGUGUCUCUGACCUGGGAAUGCUUAGCAACCAGGGGCUUGGCCCUUAGAGCUCUCAGAAACAGCUCUGUUGCUAUUGGAGACAACAUCUAUGUGUACGGAGGCCUACUGAAGGGGAGUCCAACUGAUGACCUCAUGGUCUUCAACACAGUCUCUCUCAUCUGGACACCAGUGAAAACAAGUGGAUCGGUGCCUCCUGCCCUGUGGGGUCAGAGUUUUGCUCUGGCUGGUGAUCAGGUGUUCAUGUUUGGAGGAUACAGGACCGGAGGAGAAUUUUGCAAAGACCUUUAUGUUUUUAAUUCAGCUAAUCUACUGUGGCAGAAAUGGGAAGUGAAAGGAGACUCACCUGCAGCCUGCAGUGGACAAACACUGACUGCUCACCAUGAUAAGGACAUCUACCUUUUUGGAGGUAAAAGGAAAAAUGAGGAUGACUCAGUGACAUUGUCAAAUGAAAUCUACAAACUCAGUAUUGCAAAGAUGAAGUGGAAAGUCCCUUUGUAUGUGGGGAUUCCUCCAAGCUGUCGCCAUGAACACAUCGCCUUCAUCCUCCACAGCCAUCUGUAUGUAUUUGGAGGACAGAAUGACGAGCAGGAUUUUAAUGACUUGAAGGUGAUGAAGCUCAUUAACCCAUCUGAGAGGCAACCAGUAAUGAAGGAGAUUCUGUCAGAGUUUGGUCUCCAGGGCAUCAGUCACAGCUUCACUCCCACAAAAGUUCCCAACGUUCGAUAUGAACUAAGUGAGUCUGUUCCAUCCACCCAACCCAGAAGCAGAGCAGCUGAUGUACAGGGGUUUGUCCACUUCAGUGCAAUAAGAGACCAGGCAAUGAAAAUGAUCCAGACAGCCUUCACACUUCUGGAACAGGAGUUCCAGAAACUGGAUCGAGAGAAAUCAGAGUUAUCCAAAGCUGCUGCUGCUCUUCAAAGAGACAAAGACCUUCAUGAAGUUCAGCAACAACAACAACAGCAGGAGUUGCAGGAGAUGCUGGACAAGCAUCGCACUCAAAAUGAGGCAUGGCUUCGUGCCAGGGCUGAGGAAAAUGAUAGAGAGAGGAGGGAGCUGUGCAGAAUGAGAGAAGAGGUGUUGCAGGAACAAGAGAGACUGAAGGAGGAGCAAAGCCGCAUCCAGAAACGCAGCGAACAUCUCCUGUCAAUAAUGCAUCAGUUUAAAGGAAUGUGAAUUUGUUUAUUUAACCCUUUCACUUGUUCUGUCGGUUUGAAGAGAGUACAGAAAUGUAAAUUAUUUGAAUAAAUAGAAACACGAUUAAAGGAUUGUUCUUUAAAUGCCUAACUUCGCAGUGUGACAAAAAAAGUGUAGAAAAUGUGAACAUCAUUAUUUGACUAAAAAAAAGACGGAUUCCAGAGUUGGUGUGUAUCUAAAAAAAUUGCAUUAAUAAGAGAAAAUGCAAGGAGUUCUGAGUUUGGUUUAAAUAAGAUGCUGAAAUGAAGAUUGCUGUAUAA
Melanotaenia boesemani (Boeseman's rainbowfish) is the source of this 2583-nucleotide messenger RNA. RefSeq names its product rab9 effector protein with kelch motifs. The coding region runs from base 788 to 2302 and encodes 504 amino acids. The record is from RefSeq and is a predicted model, not a curated record. Lineage: Eukaryota; Metazoa; Chordata; Actinopteri; Atheriniformes; Melanotaeniidae. Gene Ontology annotation, molecular function: protein binding. The transcript has 20 exons.